Messenger RNA from Pyrus x bretschneideri (Chinese white pear), 2955 nucleotides. Its product is annotated as F-box protein SKIP14. The record is from RefSeq and is a predicted model, not a curated record. Gene Ontology annotation, cellular component: cytoplasm. Lineage: Eukaryota; Viridiplantae; Streptophyta; Magnoliopsida; Rosales; Rosaceae. Gene Ontology annotation, molecular function: protein binding.
AAGGUCGUUGUUGGCGUUGGUGAAAGUUUAAACGAUUCCAGGUGGAAGACUUGUCACCGGCAACUCCUCUCUCUCUCUCCUCUCCCUCUCCCUCUCCUCUCCCUCUAUCCACGCGUCUUUUUCCCAACCUUCCCUGCUCUCACACUCUCUGCGCGCCCUAAUUUUGGCACGCACGCUCUAUUGUUAUAUCUCCUCUCUCACCUUCCAAAUUCUGUUACCUCCCUCCCUCCCUCUCCUUCUCCUCCUCCACUUUGGUUUUCCUCCUUUCUCUCUCUACCUCCUUCUGCAUUGCGUUGGUUGAUUGGUCGGUCGGUUGCUUGCAUCGUUGGGUCAGACUGCUUUUCCUCUUCCGUAUCUGAUUCGGUAAAUUUCAAUCUUUCUCCUUUUAAUCUCUGUAUCCGUUUCAAUCUACCCACAUUAGGAUUUUGUUUCUCUGAACUCCUAACUCCCAUUCCCACUAGGGUUUCUCUGAAUUCAGCUUGAUUGGUACUCGUAAGUCGGAUAAAAUUUGUGAACUUUUUGCUUUUUCUUCUGGAAUCGGCCUGUGAGAAAGUUGGGUUUUUCAUAUAAUUCAGAAAUCCAGGUGCUUUUUGUUUCCAUUCUAGUUUUUUUUGCCUCUUGGGUAUGGAACUUUUGCCUUGUGUUCAAGAAAAACCAGGCUUCUUGGUAUAAAUUUCUGUUUAUCCUUUAUAUCUUGGCUAAAAGGGAUGGCUUUGAAUCUCUCUCGUGACUCAAUCUUGCCUGCGUAUCCGUCCUUGGAGCAUAGUUCGUGUUCUUCUGUUAAGUACCCUAAUGGGUGUGUGAUGGAUCAAUUCAAGGAAAAGGAUUUGGAUGGUAUUUAUGAUGAACCGUCAAGUUCUUGGAGUUCCAAUUUGGAUUUGAAGAAUACCCAUUGUAAGAGCAAAUUGGGUGGUUAUUGUGACCGUUCUGCUGAUGAUAUUGUGGAUCGAUUGCCUGUCGAUCCUUUUGGAAUGGAGAUUAGGUCUACGUUUACGGCGAUCACUGGUUGGUUUCAAGGUUUCGAACCAAAUUAUGAAUCUUGUAGCUCUGGGUGGGAUGAAGGAAAGACAAAGAUGGUUGAUGGCGGAUUGUUUGCCGGUCUGAAUUGGGUUUGGAAUAGCGCUGUGUGGUAUCAGCCGGAAGUUUGUGACCUGAAAUUUGAUGGAGUAUCCAUCCCAUAUGACAGCUUUGAUGGGUUCGGGAUCAAUGAUGGAGGUUUUGCAUUAGAUGACAGCGUGGAGGAGUUUCUGAGUUUUAGCUAUGUGGGGGACUUAGAUGUUUUUGAUGGAGCUAAGCAACUGCAGGUUGGAACUAAGGAAAUACAAGGUUGUGGCAACAUGUGUCAGAGUGAGGCGAGUGCUCCGCAUGAUGCUAUGUUUUAUGCAUUGCGUUUUCUUGGUGUUAAGGACCUUCUAUCGGUUGAAAGGGUUUGCAAGUCUUUUCGUAAUGCAGUUAGAAGUGACCCUCUUCCAUGGAGGAGUAUUGUCAUUGAUUGGCCGUUGAAUGAGCGCAUCACCGAUGAUGUUCUUGUAAAGCUAACAACCAGGGCUCAAGGCACACUUCAAACCUUGGGUCUAGUGCAUUGUGUAAGGAUCACUGAUGGUGGGCUGCAGGGUGUGUUUAACAGCAACCCGAGGUUGACAAGGUUAAGUGUUCCCGGAUGUCUUAAAAUCAGUGUUGAGUGCAUCUUGUUAAACAUAAGGACCUUGAAGUCUGCAGGCAACCCCGGAAUAAAGCAGUUAAGAAUUGGUGGUCUCUCUGGUAUAACAGACAAGCAGUUCGAAGAGUUGAAAUUCUUGCUUGCCACAGAUAACCAUGUCCAGCCUAGAGUCCCGAAACCUCGAUUUUUUAAUGGUGGAUUGUCGUAUGGCUCUUGUGAUGAUGAUUGUCCCAUCGACAUCGAAGCAUGCCCCAGGUGCCAGAGACUUAGUUUAGUUUAUGAUUGCCCUGCAAAGAGUUGCCAAGGGAAACAACCUGCUGAUCAGAAGUGCAGGGCUUGCACGCUCUGCAUAGCUCGCUGUAUUAGUUGCGGUUGCUGCCUUAAAGACUGCGAUUAUGAGGAGACAUUUUGUCUAGACUUGCUUUGCAUGCAUUGUUUGGAGAGCCUACUCAACUGUCAAGAGAAGCAUGGAGAAAAGGGCGCUCCCAAGUGCGCCAUAUUCUGUCAGGAGAACAGGUACCAAUUUUGCCUUGUUGGCUAAGAGAAAGACAUCAAGUAUUCGUUUGCUGUUGGUUGUGGAUUCGAAUCUACAAGGUUUGGAGUUUCAAAAGUGGGCAGAAGCUGGUUAGUGCAUGCUUUGUUUCUGCAGUAAGGAUUUGUAUUAUCAUGAGGAGGCUGCAGCUUGUAAAGCUAGAGAUAAUCUCCCGGGAAACGAAAUUGAAAAUAAAAAAAAUAGAAAAAAGAGUGAAAACUGUGAGGAGGAGAGGGGGCUACACAAGAAAGGUUGAUUGGAAAAGAAGAAAUAAGAAAAGAAACAAGAAGGAACAUAUAAGAGAUCCAGAAGUUUAUUCUGAAGAUGUUAUAGCUCAUUCCGUGUUUGGUUCCAUCCCGGAGACUUACCGAAGGGCAAUGAAGAAAAGAUGUCUGAAAGUUGAAGCAGUGGGUGUUAGUAGCUGUCGAUUGUUAGUCGAAGCAGAUUUCAUCUUCAGAGUUGAGAAAUUUUAUGGGUGCAGGUGAAGAGCAGCAGCCGUAUAGUGACAAGCAGAAAGUCAUGGCAGAGAUGGACGGAGCUACAAAAUACUACCCGUGCCACAACCGCAGCCGGUAGGAUGCUCCAGUUGGAUGACCGAAGUGUUGAAUUUCGAAGGAUGUUUGUGUGAUGGUGGAAUGUGUGGUAUUAAUUCAGUUGAAAGCCUACAUAUUUACUGUUUUUCUUUUCCUCUUUGGGAAGAUACCACAGAUGUAGUGUUUUGUCUUAAAACAAUGAUCAAUAAAUAACACUUGUGUCCAUAAAA